Colletotrichum higginsianum IMI 349063 is the source of this 1308-nucleotide messenger RNA. RefSeq lists its product as uncharacterized. The transcript is spliced from 2 exons. Bases 1 to 1308 code for a protein of 435 amino acids. Gene Ontology annotation, biological process: regulation of DNA-templated transcription. Gene Ontology annotation, molecular function: DNA-binding transcription factor activity. NCBI's taxonomy places the organism in Eukaryota, Fungi, Ascomycota, Sordariomycetes, Glomerellales, Glomerellaceae. The record is from RefSeq and is a predicted model, not a curated record.
AUGGACAACCUGAGCCCUCGGCCCGCGCCGAGAUCGCGCAGAAGAAAGACAACCAGCCCCGGCAGUGGGAGUAGUGAAGACGUACUGAAGGACCGCCGGGAACGAAACCGUACGUCGCAGCAGGAGUUUCGGAAACGCCGGCAGGCGGCGGAGGCGAGCCGGCGGCAACGGGUCCAGCGGCUCGAGAACGUCGUCGAGGACAUGAGCGUCCUCUUCAUCGACCUGUUCGACCAGAUCCUCCGCGACGAACAAGUCGUCAAGCACUGCCCGCAGCUCCUCGGCGUGUUCCAGAGCUCGGCGCGCCGCCUGAAGACGUUGGUGGAGCCCGUGACCGACGCCGAAGACGGAGACGCGGGCUCGACCGGCGAGCCUUUGGGGUUCAACAUCUUGGAGGCGGCGGCGGGAUACCGGCACGCGGAGGAGCGCGCCAAGGGCGGGCAUGCGAUGCCUCCCGACCCGCGCAGCACCCUGGAUAAGGAUGACCAAGACAAGCCCUCGAACCCAGCAACGGCUUCAAGAAGGCCGCUGAGCCGUGAAAGAGCCAUUGCCCUGUCUCCAAUAAUGACGGGCCUCGACCAGUCAGUGUUCCCGGGCGUCACACCUCCGCCGGCGAACACGAUCAUAGAUACCUUUUCCCUUCAACUGCUGGAGACGACGCUGUCCCAGGCCUGUCUCGUGCUGGACGGCUAUCUGCCGGUACCGCCCGAAGAGGUCCAACGCAUCUUCGGCACCGCGCUUCAGUUUCAGACGCAAGAGCAAGUGCUGUACCACUUGCGCUGGUUGCUGGCGUCAGAUCUCGGCCAGAAGCAGGCCGCGGCAAAGAUGCCCUGGGGCGCCAUGUUCGAAGACCAUCUUGAUACCCCUCAACAUGCGAUGCAGAGCCUGGGGCCAGGACUGAGUGCCUCCCCGGGUUCGGCUUCAGACCAGGCGAACGCCGCUUACUCCCCGCCGGGCUUCCUGACGGCCGUGGACAUCCAAGAGCGACUCCGGGGGCUGGGGGCGAGACAAUCGGGGCCGGACACCCUGGAACUUCGCAUCAGCGGCGAGACGGGCCAUGGGACUAGUCCCGGCGAUUCAGGUCCCGAACUCGAGCGCUCCAGUCCGUCAUCCGCCGCUGGACGUGGGGGAUCGUUCAAUAACCUCACCCUCCACGUCAAUGUCUCUCUUCUCCUCGUCAACCUCGUACAGUCGGCUACGUGCUUCAUUGCGGGGCCCGCCUACACUCAAAUCGGCUUCUCCAAGGCCGUGGAAAGGUCUGUGGUAUUACUCGAUGAUAGUGAUUUUUCUGCAUUGUCAAGCAACCCAUGA